Molecule: messenger RNA, 3483 nt
Organism: Centruroides sculpturatus (bark scorpion)
Lineage: Eukaryota; Metazoa; Arthropoda; Arachnida; Scorpiones; Buthidae
Product: zinc finger protein 585B-like
Exons: 2
Coding region: 702-2381 (559 amino acids)
Source: RefSeq, a predicted model, not a curated record
GUAAACAUGGCUAGAACGGCGUGGGAAGCCGAUCGUUACUUUUUUCCCUACUAAAAAAAAAACAAAACAAAACAAAAAAAAAAGAAAAAAAAACAAGUUUCAAAUGCUAAGUAAUGCGGUAACAUCGGAUAAACUAGCACGGUUAGUCAUGGUAACAUGUACGAGAUUAAAGAAGAGUUAGUUAUAAACUCUAUUGAACGUGGACGUUUCCAUCUUGGAAUUUUUCUUUUUUUAUUUUUUGUUUAUUUCGAAUUCUUUUUUCCCCCUUUCUCUUUUCGUCGAAAUGGAGGCUGCUUAUAACGUCCGGCACUCUUAACUAAAAGUGAAGCAAAAAACUCCCUUUAUAUAAUAUUAUUCGUAGAGUAUUCGAUAAAUAAUUAGCCGGAUUGUCUACAUUGGAGAUCGUAUGACAGAAAAGUUUUUUAUCCUUCCUCCUAAUGAAAUUUGUUCAAGUUCUUUUGUGAUCGUUUCUCUUGACGUCUGCCAUUUCAGAAUGUCCGAUGGAGGUGAAGUUGGCUUCGUUCCUGUUCCAAAUGUCAACUUAUCACUACAAAGACUAUAUUUAAGUAAACAGGAAACAAAAAUAUCUUCCUUGGCCUAUAUUACACACAUUUGAGUCAUGAAUACUAUAGAAAAAAUUUCAAGAAAUUUUUAGAAGAUUCUUCUGUGAAAUCACUUUUUGUGAUUUACAUAUUGUAAUCAUGCAGAACGGAACAUAUCCUUGGGUUACAUCCUCGUCGCUGAGUCAGAAAAGCUGGCCACCUGGCUAUCAGGCAAGCUUGACUGACUUAUUUCUGAAAAAGAAUCCUCUACAUUUUCGAACAGGAAUCUCACAGCUAGCAGCAGCUUCUAGUUACAUUGAGAAAAUGUCAAGUUUAAGUGAUAACGUCUCUCAGAAAUGUCCCCAUCCAGAUUCAAAGGACAAACCUUAUCCAUGUGAUAUUUGUCAACAGUAUUUUACUCUGUGUAACAAUCUCAGAACGGACUGUACUUCUAACAAUAAUACGCCCGUUAGUACUUCCAUUAGUACAUCGACUCCUCAAGAAAGAAAACCGAUGAGUAUAAUUCCGAGUCUUUCGGAAAGAUCGCCGCAGUCCGUUACAACUAACUCUUCGGGAAUCCAACGCAAUCGACCACCUUCAACAAAACAGUUUCCCUGUCAGGUAUGUCAGAAGUACUUCACCCAGAAAGGUAAUUUGAAAACCCAUAUGAUGAUUCAUACGGGUGAAAAACCUUAUUCAUGUCAAGUAUGUGGUAAAUGUUUCACUCAAAAAGGAAAUGUAGAUACUCAUAUGAAAAUUCAUACUGGCGAAAAAGACUUUGGUUGUGAUACUUGCGGUAAGCGAUUCACACAGAAAGGUAAUUUGAAAACCCACGUGAGAAGUGUUCACACUAAGGAGAAGCCAUUUGCUUGUGGUGUCUGUGGGAAAUGUUUUUCCCAGAAGGGUAAUAUGCAAACCCACAUGAGAACGCACAAUAAAGAUGACAGAUUUCCUUGCACUCUUUGUGGUAAGACAUUUUCACAAAAAGGUAAUCUAAAAACACACAUGCAACGACAUACAGGUCAGCUGCCAUCCAGAAGAUCAUACGGAUCUCGUAGUUCCUCAAAGCGUUCCUCUGAAAAUUUACAUACGUCUCAAGCAUCUUCCCGCUUUUCUUCAUUUAACACUCAUCCAUCCACUAGACAGUCUUCUCCUAUUCAUUCUGACACUCCCCCAAAGUCUGCAAUCAAAUUACCAUUAGACAUACCAAAUUCAAGAAGUGGUCUUUCGUUAUCAUAUAAUGUGGAGUCACAGUUGGACUGCAAGCCUCAUUUAACUCCACCGCAUCAUAAUAUGUCACCUCAUCAGUCAGACAUUUCUAGCCCUUCUCCUGGUGGUGAUUUAACCCCUCCAUCCUCUCUCCAUAAAUCACAACAGGCCCACAUUUCUCAACAAACUAAUCAUCUCUCUUUAGAAGCUUUGUCGCAAGUACAUAUGCAUGCCACUAAUGCUCAUCAUACUCGUAUUCCCAGUCCCGCACCACUGUCGAACACUUCGAUUCCGCUCUCCACUUCAGAAUCGGAUUCUCGUCCAUUUUAUUCUGCACCUCCGACACCCGUACCUGGUGCUACAAGGUGGUUGCCACACGCAGCUGCGAGACAUUACGAGUCUUUUCAGCCACAUUCUGGUUUAAGUUCCUAUAAUGUUAUGUCACAACAUACUAAUCCAUUAUCACAAUUGUCACUAUUUGCAUCUAAUUCUAUGUCCCAUCAUUUAUUAAGUAAUCAGCAGUCGGAAUCUGAAAAACAACCCCCUCCCUCUCAUACUUCUCAUUCACAAAUUCACGAUUCGCAUUUUCAUAAUUCUAGAAAUCCAGAUUUUUCUCAAUUACUGGAUUGAAUUUGUUUUAAAAUAAUUUUUAAGAUUAUAUCCCAUUACGAUAUUAUAGCGAUUUAUAAGAUAUUAUAUCAAGUAUAUAUCAGUUUAUUCUGCUUUUUUUAAAUAAAGCUCAAGACGAUUUAUCUAGUUACAAGCACAUUAUAUUUCCAAUUCGACAUCUGAAGUUGAAGUACAAUCAUUUGGCAGCUACGAGCGGUCCCCUCUUUUUAACGCAGUUUGUCGACGAUAUUUUUCUCUCGUAUAUAUUAAAUCUUUAAUAUUAAAAUAUACAAGAUAAAUCCUUUACCUGUUAUAUUAAACAAAUCUUUCUUUGGUUGUUAAAACAACCUGAAAAAUAAAAUGUUCAAUUUUUUUUUCUAAAGACAUUUAUAUAUAUAUGUAACGUGAUUGUUUUAUAUUUACCUUUUUCUGUCCGAGUUUUUUGUCCGUUCUUUCAUAAGUUCCUAUUAAGGAAUAUCAAUAUAGCUCAAAGAUGUAUAUGUUACUGUACAGAACAUUUUUCUCCCAUUUGGACAGGGUUUAAAAAAAUAGUUUAGGAUGGGAAAAGUAGAUUAAAUAUAGCCAAUAUUUCUUAGCUCUUGCACAGUAACAACUGAUGUGCUCAAAAUAAUUCUAGUACUUUCAUAUUAAUAGUUGAAUAAUCAUCAUUUUACUGAUGUUAAAUAUUUAAAAGUAUCCAAUUAGUACUAAUAAUACUACUAUACUACUACUACUACUACUACACAGAAUUACCUGGUAGCAGAUUUUUCAAGCAGUAAUAAAUGUAAUUUUACAUUUUUAAAUGAUCUGCAGUCUAGAAUUCUCAGUUUAGUAUUACUUGUAUGUGAUGUGAGUGUAUUAGGAGGAAAAAUAAAAUAAAAAACAUUUUUGAAUUUCUUAGUGAAGGUCUCAGGGCAUCAAAGCCUUUUUUUAGAAUAGCCCAAGAGGCGCAAAUGAUUAGAAAAAAAUAUGCAAAACUUGCAUUUUGUCACUGACUUUGCAAAUACUAAACACUAAGCCCGACAGCAUCGUUUGCAAAUUCAUUAGGGAUGCCAUUUUGCGAGGGCCAAAUUUUACCAAAUAUUAGUUCCUGCCCAUCUCAUCCCUACAUUAAAUACUCUUU